Molecule: messenger RNA, 493 nt
Organism: Branchiostoma belcheri (Belcher's lancelet)
Lineage: Eukaryota; Metazoa; Chordata; Leptocardii; Amphioxiformes; Branchiostomatidae
Product: cytochrome P450 2U1-like
Exons: 2
Coding region: 24-440 (138 amino acids)
Biological process (GO): xenobiotic metabolic process
Cellular component (GO): cytoplasm; intracellular membrane-bounded organelle
Molecular function (GO): heme binding; iron ion binding; oxidoreductase activity, acting on paired donors, with incorporation or reduction of molecular oxygen, reduced flavin or flavoprotein as one donor, and incorporation of one atom of oxygen
Source: RefSeq, a predicted model, not a curated record
CGUUCCGAGAUCUCGUUGAUGCCAUGCAUAAGGUCGUUGACGGACUUGGGUCUGGACAGAUCAUCAGCGUUUUCCCUUUCUUACGGUUUGUUCCUGGAAUAAACAGCGGCUUCAAGGAAGUGCUGAAACAGAGCACCAAGAUUCAGGAAGUAGUGUGGGACGAGAUCACGCGCCAUCGCGAGAACCUGGAUCGCGAGAACCUGGAUCGCGAGAACCCGCGAGACUUCCUGGACUUCUGCCUGCUGGAGGUUGAGAAGCAGGAAAAGGUGGAGGGUCUGACGGAGGAGAACGCUGUGUACGUCGCCAUGGAGCUCUUCAUGGCGGGAAUAGGCAAAACCACCAACACCCUGCUGUGGAGUCUGAUGUAUAUGACUUUGAACCCCGACAUCCAAAAUAAGGUACUGUUCAGCAUCAAAUGUUACUUUUGUUACACUAUGUAAUAAAAAUAAAUAAAUUUUACGGCUCUCAGUGGCCAAUAUGAGAUGUUGUCACA